Molecule: messenger RNA, 1220 nt
Organism: Cyprinodon variegatus (sheepshead minnow)
Lineage: Eukaryota; Metazoa; Chordata; Actinopteri; Cyprinodontiformes; Cyprinodontidae
Gene: rabepk
Product: Rab9 effector protein with kelch motifs
Exons: 8
Coding region: 153-1205 (350 amino acids)
Molecular function (GO): protein binding
Source: RefSeq, a predicted model, not a curated record
GGUUGUCGUGCGCAUGCUCAGAUAUGUUUCUUUCUCUAAGGGGACGGUUAGUCCAAGAUAUCAAAGCUGAGCUUCUGUGAAUACCUGCUACAGAAAUCUCGUGAAGAGUCAAUAAAAACAGUUUGAAUGAAUAAACUGCACCGCUGAGCACCAUGGAGUUUCUCCCCGUUCUUGACCCGCUAGAAAAACCUAAAGAUGGAGUCUGGUAUUCAUUGAUGCCAGGUGGAAGCACUCCAGGUGUUAGUGUGGGUCAUACCUGCAUGUUUGUUCCCUCUGAAGAUGGAGGAAGAGGAAGAAUCGUAAUCGUCGGUGGAGCCAACCCCAGUGGCAGUUUCUCUGAGUCAUAUGUUAUAAAUCUUGAUAAUCAUGAGUGGGUCAUACCGGAUUGGAAAGGUUUAGAUGCCCGAUAUGAACACUGCAGUUUUGUGUCUGAAGGUUGUCCACAGUGUCUGUGGGUGUUUGGAGGGGCACAGCAGACAGGGAAUCGUAGAUGUAUCCAGAAAAUACUGCUGUCUGACAAGGAGCCUCAAUGGAAGAAGGUAGAAGCAAACGGGGAACCUCCAAGUGCAAGGACGUACCACACCAAUUCAGCUUGUAUAGGAGACAGACUGUAUGUGUUUUCUGGUGGGGAGGCAGGCGCUGCACCCGUCUCAGACACCAAACUUCAUGUGUUUGACACAGUUUCUUCAACUUGGUUUCAGCCAGAAACACAAGGUAGGCAACCUGCAUCCAGACAUGGACACAUUAUAGCUGCUGUUGGCUCAAAGAUUUAUAUUCAUGGAGGGAUGGCUGGAGAGAGGUUCUUCAGUGAUAUGCAUUGCCUGGACACGGGCCUCAUGAAGUGGGAAAAAGUGCAAUCAAAAGGAGAUAUUCCCCCAGGAGUAGCAGCUCAUUCAGCAGUGGUACAGGGAACCAAUAUCUACAUAUUCGGAGGGAUGACUGCAGAUGGUGCCAUCAACUCUAUGCACAGAUUUAACACUGAGAAGAAGAGAUGGACCCUGAUGAAAUUUGAUGGAGAUUUGCCACCAAACCGCCUGGACCAUUCCAUGUGUUUGUUGCCAUGGCAGCCUCAUGGGGACGAGAAUGCAGAUGGGACCCAUAGCUACAGUUCAGACUUUGAAACCAUUAAUCUAGCAUUUGUGUUUGGAGGAAUGGACACCCAAGGUGUCAUCUUUAAUGACUGUAUUGUGACAGUUGUAAAAUAAAAUUGUUUUAUACAG